AUGCAUAUUCCCCGACUAUCUUCGCUUAAGCCUCUUCCACCACCUCCACCACAAGUAAAUUCUUAUUCUACACAAGGCAUUAAAUUGCUCCAAAAAGCAAUUACAACAUCCACCGCAUCAGAAAAGAACGAUUUAUUAAAUGAAGUCCACGAACUUUGGCCAACAAUGUACAAUGAGUUCGAUGAAGCGAUUAGAAGUAACAAAGAAAAAGAGAAACAAUUGAAAAACUUACAAGAUAGACUGAAAAAAGCAGAACAAGAUAAAAAAAAUCUUCAAGAGAAUUCGGACUUCUAUAAACUAGCUCCACAGCAUGCCAAAAAGCAUGAGAAAGCGAAAUAUAUGGAAGGAUGCCAAAAAUUACAAAGCGAAAUUAUGAGAUUUACAACAAUUCCUCCUCUUGCUCGAUUUGAGGAACGACUAAAAACGAAAUGCAUCAAUGAACAAAUAACAUCAUUCGCUUUACAAGACGAAAUGAUUCAUCAUCUUGAACAGUUAGCUUAUGAACUUAAUAAAAGGAAAAUCAUUGUCGAACAAAGCGGAGAAUCAAGUGAAACUAUCAAUUCAGAGUUUGGCAGCUUAAAUGGCCUCUUAAGUAAAUACAAUGAGCUUUUGGAAGAAAAUGAAAAACUCAAAGCCGAAGAAACCAAAUUCGCAUGCGAUCCAAUGACCAAGCGCCGCAAGUUCGAUAACUUCUCAUGCCAUUCUUCAAGAAUGCUCGUUGAUACAAUCAAAGAUAUCGUCGAAAGCGAACUAGAUAUAGCGCAUUUCUUUGAAGCACCUAAAGAAGUCGAAGAAGGAAUGGAUUUCGAUACACUUGUUCCAUCACAAGAUGAAAAAGUUCUUAAUAUGAAAUUAAGUUUCUCAGAUCUUCAGUACAACUUAUCUUCGAGCCAGAUUAUUACACAAGGUAAUCUUGCCAAGCAACAAGAACUACUCCAGGACUACAAGAAGACUGUAGAAAAACUUGAAGAUGAAGUAAGAGGCGGAACUAAACGUUCUUAUACAAGUGAUGCUUCUUCACUUCCUCACAAUCGUGCUGAUAAAGUUUUAGAUGCAAAUUUCGCUUUAAUCGAUAAAAUUGACGGUUAUGUUGUUGAUAUCGAUAACAAAAACGCUCAAAUUGACGUUCUCGUUGAAAAACUUACUAAUUUAACUAAAGAUCGUAAGGAAGUUUAUGAAAAGUACUGGAAAAUCCUUAAACAAUACCAAGAUCUUGUUAAUUCUCACGUAGAUCUUUCCAAUGUAUUGAAUAAGAACAGAACCAUACUUUCCUCUUUACUUACUGUUGUAACCUCAUUCGGAAGCGACAUGAUCAACCUCAUUCCUCAAGAUACAAUCAAACAAUACAUGGACAAAGAAAUUUCCAUCAAAUCAAAUGAUAUACAGAACGGAGCUCCAAUGCCAAUUGUCAAGAUGCACGAGGAGAACGAGGAGAAUGGAAAGCGCAGGAACUUGAAGAGAGCAAGGAAUUCAUCAGCAAGUGUUGAACAAUUUACUCAUUUAGAAAGUCAUUGUAAUUGUUCGAAUUUGUUGACAAAUAAAAUGGAGAUAAUUAAUGCUCUUUCUCUCGCAUGCCAAAUCGGAGGGUUCUCUGUUGGCUCUGAUAAGAAACUACACGAUCCAAUACGCUUCAUGAACAACCACCUCAUAGGAGGAAUCUCGGAAACAUCGAAGGAACAGCUCGGCCAAGUUAUGCAGUUUUUCAAAGAAAAUUUGACAAAAUUAAGGAUGACGUCAAAUUUGAUACUUAUCAGAGAGAAGAACAGCUUGGCAACGCAGAUGGAUGAACUUGACAGGAAGAAUGAAGAGACUAUGACAGACGAACCAUCAAAGAAACCAGGAAAAAAGUGA
Messenger RNA from Trichomonas vaginalis G3, 1851 nucleotides. RefSeq lists its product as uncharacterized. The record is from RefSeq and is a predicted model, not a curated record. The transcript has a single exon. Lineage: Eukaryota; Parabasalia; Trichomonadida; Trichomonadidae. Bases 1 to 1851 code for a protein of 616 amino acids.